Messenger RNA from Spodoptera frugiperda (fall armyworm), 1271 nucleotides. Its product is annotated as (2R)-3-sulfolactate dehydrogenase (NADP(+))-like. Lineage: Eukaryota; Metazoa; Arthropoda; Insecta; Lepidoptera; Noctuidae. Gene Ontology annotation, molecular function: oxidoreductase activity. The record is from RefSeq and is a predicted model, not a curated record. The coding region runs from base 171 to 1241 and encodes 356 amino acids. The transcript has 9 exons.
GAAGACUAGUGGGUAUUUUGGAAUUUAAAGCGCGCGUGCUAAUGAAAUUUUGUUGUUAUUGUGAUACAAAUAAAACUAAUGAGUAUACAAAAAGGUUUCUUUGAAAAAGUUGUUUGUAAUCGUGAGAAAUUAAUUACCAGUCACCAAAUAGUUUAUUUAUCGUCACAGCCAUGCCUGAAGUAAAGUUGGAAGAGGUGCGGCGGUUCAUGGAGGACAGUCUGAAGGCUGUGGGGGCUCCGGAGACGGAGGCGAGGGCCCACGCCGACCUGCUGAUGCACGCAGACACCGUGGGACAUUAUAGCCAUGGUUUGAAUAGACUUGAAUUCUACAUCAAUGACUGUCAGUCUAAGGCGUGUGUGCCGACUGCUAAGCCGGAGAUCCUGAAGGAAUCUGGAGCCACAGCCUGGGUGGACGGUCACAACGCACUUGGUGCCACCGUCGGCAACUUCUGCAUGGACCUAGCCAUUAAGAAGGCGAAAGAAUGUGGCGUUGGAUGGGUUUGUGCUAAAAGGAGUAACCACUUCGGCAUGGCUGGCUACUGGGCGCUGCAGGCGGAGCGCGAGGGUCUGAUAGGGCUCGCCUUCACCAACUCGUCUCCGAUCAUGGUUCCCACCAGGUCCAAACAGAAAGCGCUGGGAACGAAUCCUAUUGCAAUGGCUGCACCUGCGGCUGAUGGAGACAAACUUGUGGUGGACAUGGCUACCACCACGGUCGCUAUGGGAAAGAUUGAAGUACAAAUUCAUAAAGAAGAACCUUUGCCCCCUGGUUGGGCAGUCGGACCUGAUGGCAAGACCAUAACGGACGCCAAGGCGGCGUUCCAGGCAGGUCGUCUGAUGCCACUGGGUGGGGAAGAGAAGACCAGUGGGUACAAGGGCUAUGCCCUCAGUGCCAUGGUAGAACUCUUCUGCAGUGGAUUAUCAGGGUCAACUUCGACCCACAACAUUCGUGGUUGGGAGCUGAACAGCACCCAAGGGCCACCAGAUUUGGGCCAGUGUUUCGCUGCCAUCAACCCCGAAUGCUUUGCUCCAGGCUUUGUGGACAGAGCUGCCGACUGUCUAACAACCUGGAGGAACCUGGAACCGGUUGACCCAGCCCUCCCAGUAUUGGCCCCAGGAGACAAAGAGCACCACAUUGGAGAGGCGACCCUAGCCAAGGGAACAGUGAAUUAUCCUCAGAAACAAUUGGAGGCUAUGGAGACCAUGGCUAAGAGAAUCGGUGUUAAACCCAUACAAGUUGUUUAGGAAUAAGCCUAAUCUACACAUCAGGCUUAU